Messenger RNA from Dictyostelium purpureum, 429 nucleotides. RefSeq lists its product as uncharacterized. The transcript is spliced from 4 exons. The coding region runs from base 1 to 429 and encodes 142 amino acids. The record is from RefSeq and is a predicted model, not a curated record. NCBI's taxonomy places the organism in Eukaryota, Evosea, Eumycetozoa, Dictyosteliales, Dictyosteliaceae.
AUGAUAUUAUUCCCACUUAAAUAUAAUUGUGGAAUUGGAGGAUCGGAGGAUAAAAACCAAAUUUUAUUUGCACCAUUUAUUUCAUUUUUAGCAUCACUAUUUUUUAUUUAUGAUAUAUGGAACUUCUAUUUACCAAACUCUAUUGGAUAUUCCAGGGUAAACCCUUCAUCAAAAUCAUUUGUUAAUUUAAAGUUAGUUAUUUGUUUUGUUUUAUUUACUCUCAGUUGUACAUCAAUUGUGUUAUCUUUUAAUUUAACUUUUAACGAUGUAACUAUUUGGAAUUUUUUAAAUAUUAUUUUUGGAAUCAUUUGGGCAAUGCUAACGGUUAAGUAUCAAAAAUAUAAUGAACAAAAUACAAAUGAAAGAGAUUUCAAAGAAUUAAAUCAGCUAACAGUUGAUGAUAAAGAAAUGAUUGAAGGUGAUGUUUAA